Molecule: messenger RNA, 1913 nt
Organism: Erinaceus europaeus (western European hedgehog)
Lineage: Eukaryota; Metazoa; Chordata; Mammalia; Eulipotyphla; Erinaceidae
Gene: PALM
Product: paralemmin
Exons: 9
Coding region: 247-1314 (355 amino acids)
Biological process (GO): positive regulation of filopodium assembly; negative regulation of adenylate cyclase activity; regulation of cell shape
Cellular component (GO): membrane
Source: RefSeq, a predicted model, not a curated record
CGGGGAGGGGCGGCGGGGACGCGGUGGCGGCGGCGGGGACGCGCGCGCCCAGCCCACCCCCCGCGCCGCGCGGACAAUAAACAGCGCGGGGCGAUGCCGGAGCCGCUGCCGCCGCCCCCGCCGCCCCCGCCCGUCGCCAGCCCCUAGCCCGCAGCGCCCGCGCCCGCGCCCGCGCCCGCGCCCGACCGGGACCCGGAGCCGGGACCUCGGACCCAGGACCUCGGAUCCGGAUCCGCACGCCCGGGCAUGGAGGUCCUGGCAGCAGAAACCUCGGCCCAGCAGGAGCGGCUACAGGCCAUCUCGGAGAAGAGGAGGCGGCAGGAGGAGAUUGAGGGCAAGAGGCGGCAGCUGGAAGAGGACCGGAGGCAGUUGCAGCACCUGAAGUCCAAGGCGCUCAGGGAGCGCUGGCUGCUAGAGGGGACUCCACCGGCCACCGAGGGGGAUGAGGCCCUGCAGCAGCAGAUGCAGGAGGACAAGCAGAGGGCGCGGCUGCUGGAGGCCUCCAUCGCCAGGCUGGAGACGGAGAUUGAAGCCCUGGAGAAUGGAGAUGUGUCUCUGGCCCCCGCAGCUGUCCCCAGCCCAACCCCGGAGGGCUCCAAGGCAGAGGUGAUGGUCAACUCCCAGCAGACGCCAGUGGGCACCCCCAAAGCAGAGACACGUGUGUCCAACACGCCGGUGAGGAUGACAGACGGGGCUACCCGGAUGAAAGCAGCCAUGUACUCGGUGGAAAUCACCGUGGAGAAGGACAAGGUCACGGGGGAGACGCGGGUGCUGUCCAGCUCCACGCGGAGCCCCCAGCAGCCGCUCCCCCAGGGCGUGAAGGUCUACGAGGACGAGACCAAAGUGGUUCACGCAGUGGAUGGUGCGGCCGAGAACGGCGUCCAGCCGCUCAGCUCCUCCGAGGUGGCCGAGCUCAUCCACAAGGCGGAGGAGGCAGCGGCCAGGCCCGCGGAGGAGACGGCACCCACGGCGAGGACCCCACCGGCCCGGAGGGAGAUCACCGGGCUGUGCGCAGAGCCAGACCAGGCGCCCCCAGACGCCCACGCCGGCCAGGAGCCCCCAGUCACCAUGAUCUUCAUGGGCUACCAGAGCGUGGAGGACGAGGCCGAGACCAAGAAGGUGCUGGGGCUGCAAGACACGGUGACCGCCGAGCUCGUGGUCAUUGGGGAUGCGCCCAAGUCGCCCGCGCCCCCCAACGGCAGCGCGGCCGAGCCCCCCGCCGCUGCGCCCCCCGACGAGCAGCCCCCCGCGCCCACCGAGGCCCCGGACAGCGACCCCAAGAAGCAGCCGUGCAAGUGCUGCUCCGUCAUGUGACCCCCGCCACUGACUGCGGGGGGGGGGGGGGGGGGAGACGCAGGGCCCGGGCACCCCAGGGGUCUGCUCUGCGCGCCCCCACCUCGCCCGCUGCGGGGCCCCUCUGACCCUCGGCUGAGCCUGGGAGGGGCCGCCCUGAGUUCUGGCUUCUGGCGGGGGCCGUAGUGGGGUCUUCUGAGCUCAGACCCCCCCCCACCCCUGGGGCUGGACUUCCUCCUGGUGCUAAUUCGGAGACCCUGAGGGGGCUGCGUGGACCCCCCAUUUUGCUCGGACCAGGGCCCGGCCCCCACACCCACAGACAGCCACCCCCCCCCCCCGGGUUCAAGGCGGGUAGUGUGGGCCCAGGGUUGGAGCCCCCCCAGGAAAGAUGGCCUACCACCGUCUGGGGGGGGGGCGAGGGUCCCUCGGGCUAUACCCUCCAGGCGCCCACUUCUUUGGCCGCCCCUCCCCACCACCUGGCCGGCCAGCCGCAAAGGUGCCCCUGCCCUGUGUGGGCGGCGGCCCCAUGUACCCCGGUCCCCACGGGAGGCCCCGCUUGCAGUGUGACCAAGGCCCUGUCCUCCGUGUCCUCAGAGGAGCAAAUAAACGUGUGAACCGCA